Salpingoeca rosetta is the source of this 915-nucleotide messenger RNA. RefSeq lists its product as uncharacterized. NCBI's taxonomy places the organism in Eukaryota, Choanoflagellata, Craspedida, Salpingoecidae. The record is from RefSeq and is a predicted model, not a curated record. Bases 1 to 519 code for a protein of 172 amino acids. The transcript has 4 exons.
AUGGCAGAGGAAGCAGGGAAGCACGGCAGCGGUGGCAGCGAGCACAGGCACAGGGCGCAGGCGUUUGUGAAGGCGUUCAACCACGCUCUAAGCAAGACCAUCGAAGCAGCAAGUUGGAGCACGGUGACGGCACAGUUUUCGGAACUGAUCCCCGCAGAGUCUGCAGCAUAUCUUGGCGACUUGUACACACAAUUCCUCAGCAACGUUGAGCGCUGUACAAGCGCGGGGGAUGUGGCUGAUGCAACGCACACGGCGGCGAAAGCAGAGCUUGAGAGCAGGUUGCAAGGGACGCUGGGAGCGCUGCGCGAACGAAAUGCACAGCUUGAAGCUGAGAUUGCACGGCUGAAACAAGAACAAAAGCAUAACCAACAGUCACAACCACAGGCAGAGCAAGCAGACACCCUAACACAGGCUGGACCGUUCAGCAAGAAACUUGCUCAGGUGGCAAGGGUGGCUGAUGCCGAGGCCUCCCCGGCGAGACAAGAGGAAUUGGAAGUGUUCUUGGGACAGCUCAAGUGAUUUAGUGAUACCAACGCUGCUGCAUGUUACAUUACAGCAACCCUUGCGUGUCCCUUUGCAUUGCACCUUCCCAUCUUUUUUUUUCUUUUUCACUUGAGAACCGUGUGCGUCAUGCCUCCUUCACUCUUGUCUCUCGUCCCCCCUCCCCUCCUUUCUCUUCAUUCCUCUUUUUCUAGCCGAUCUCUGACUGUGAGGAAAAACGGAUGUCAGGUGCCCUUGCACUCUGGUGUUGCUCCCUCCUAUCCCCCCUUCAAUGUCCUCACGUCGCACUCUGAUGUAACACGUUCUUCUCUUUCCUCUUCUCGCUCGUAUUGACCGUUGCUGUGCUUGUUGAAUGUUACUGCCUGCCGAGUGCUGCCUCUUUGUACACACACAUACACAAUCGAGCACUGGAGA